ACUGAGUCAACGAUGCGUGCCAAGCAGCAGUAACAAUAACAAAAAACUAAAGACCAACCAAAUAUAGUACAGCAAAAUCCAAAUCGAAAUCAAAACACAAACCAUAAGCACCUCUCAAUAUAUCACAUUGUACAUUGCUAAUGAAACAAUCCGAAAGCUCGACACGUACCGCAAAGAUACCUGCCUUCUAUAUACAUUUAUAUAUAUAUUCGUGCAUAGAUCUAUCUACACUCAUCAAUAUACAUAGAUCAUAACGCAUUGUGGCAUUAAAAUAACCAGUAAACCACUUAAAAAACAAAACAAAAACAAAGAGUUUUACCAUGGAUCAAACGCGCAGCCUUCUAAGCAAACAGUCCAAGGAUGUCGAAUUUCAGGAUGUUUUCUACACAGUCGAUCAGCGAGCUAAUUUCUUUCGCGUUACGGGCCAGCGACAGAUCUUGCGAGGCGUUAGCGGCAGCUUCCGUAAUGGACAGCUAUCGGCUAUAAUGGGCCCCUCGGGGGCUGGAAAAAGCAGUUUGCUAAACGCGAUUUCGGGUUUCAGAACAACUGGGGUUAAGGGUAACUUUAAAGUGCAGCGGGAUAAUGCCUGCUAUAUAACGCAGGAUGAUCGUCACCAGACGCUGCUCACCGUCGAGGAGCUAAUGAAUCUCUCGUAUGACCUGAAACUGAAGCAGCGGCACAAAAAGGAGGAGCUACUCACGAAAAUACUUAAGAAUCUGAAUCUCGAUCAUCGCCGCAAUGUCACCGCCGAGCAACUCAGCGGCGGUGAACGGAAGCGACUCUCGAUUGCCCUCGAACUCGUGGACAAUCCGAAUAUCUUCUUCCUCGACGAACCCACAAGCGGUCUGGAUGAGGUGACGGCAGCCCAGUGCAUUCGCCUACUGAGGGAAAUGGCCCACGAGGGUCGCACCAUUGUCUGCACCAUACAUCAGCCCUCGGCGACGAUCUACAACUACUUCGAUAGCAUCUAUGUGCUCGCCAAGGGACUGUGCGUCUAUCAGGGUAACCCACUGGCGACAAUACCCUUCCUGCGCCUCGCCCAACUCGAUUGCCCACGCCACUACAGUCCGUCGGAUUACAUCAUUGAAGUAAUUGAUGCGGAGGACGGACAUCUGGUGCCGCUGCUCAGUGAACUGACUGACAAUGGCAAACUGACUUAUCGGGCCAAUCAGCCGGCAUUGGAGGACACUCAGCUGGUGGCACAGCAGGCGAUAACGACGCUAUUUGUGGAGCAGCCAAAGCGUCAGUGUUUGUCCGCUUUCUUUGCCGGCACCGCUGCCUCAACGGAUGGCACAUUGAUGGGCGCAGCGGGUGCGUUGCUCGAGCAGAUGAAAUUCUUCACACAGCAUCUGCAUCACCGGGAGCGACGUGAGAUAUCCGGGCUGCAACAGUUCCUGGUGCUGAUGCGUGUGAUGCUGUUGCGGACGAUGCGAGCGCGUCUGGCGUUGGUCAUCCAACUGUUCCAUCAUACGCUGUGCGGCCUGUUCUUUGGCAUGAUCUUCUUUCAGCUUGGCAAUCAGGGCGGACGCAUGUUUGAUCAUCUCAAGUUCUGCAUCGGCGCCGUGCUCAUGAUCGUCUACACGCAGGUGAUGGUGCCCAUACUCAGCUAUCCGGCUGAUGUCAAGCUGGUCAAGAAGGAGACCUUCAAUCGCUGGUACACACUCACGCCCUACUAUUUGGCGCUGACCAUAUCGCGAUUGCCACUCCAAGUGCUGCUCAAUUUCACAUUUAUGGCCAUGACCUAUUGGAUGUCUGGAUUGCCCCAACAGCUGUGGCGCUUCUGCAUUUUCGUUGCCGUUGGAUUAAUGAUCUCCCUGGUGGCCGAGGGCAUGGGUCUGGCCAUUGGCGCCACCUUCAGCAUAACCAAUGGCAGCGUUGUGGGUCCUAUGUUAAUAGCACCACUGAUGGGUCUUGCCGUUUAUGGAUUCGAUUUUGCGUCCCAGAUCUCUGGUGGAAUGAAUCUGCUGAUGAAAUUCAGUUAUGUUCGUGUGGGAGUUGUCGCCCUAAUUCUGACCGUCUUUGGCUUCCAGCGCGAAGAGUUGGACUGCGAUGAAAUCUAUUGUCACUUCGGUGAUCCGCGGGUGCUGCUCCGCUUCUUGGAUAUUGAGAAGGUGUCGAUACUGCAUCAGUUCGGCCUGCUUGCCAUGCUGAUGAUCUUCUUUCGCGUCAUCAUGUACAUCAGUCUGCGCAAACGCUGCUACACCUGAGCCACCCCACAAUGAGCAGAAUCUGCUCUAGUUAUAGCAAAAGUCUAUGCUGUGAUUUGAUAUAAUUCACCAUGUAUAUAUAUAUAUAUAUAUAUAUGCAGGUGCCUAGCUAGUUAUAGGUGUAAGUGCUACUUUAUGUAUUAUGUGCACACUUGAUUGCCGACAAGUAAACACUCAGAUAAAUUGGUGCUUGAUACCCCCUAAAUUUGUAAAUACGUGCUAAGAUGUAGCUGCCCACAGCUGUUGCUCCCUAUUUGUAAGCAUAAUUUAGCUUAGAUUUCUGGUUAUAGCGACGAAUCCAUUAUGUACAUAAGACAAAUUAUAUUUUUACAUAUUGAAAAAAAAGAUUAAAUACGAUGUUUUUAUA
Drosophila grimshawi is the source of this 2574-nucleotide messenger RNA. Its product is annotated as ATP-binding cassette sub-family G member 1. Lineage: Eukaryota; Metazoa; Arthropoda; Insecta; Diptera; Drosophilidae. Gene Ontology annotation, molecular function: ATP hydrolysis activity; ATP binding; ABC-type transporter activity. Gene Ontology annotation, cellular component: plasma membrane. Bases 321 to 2207 code for a protein of 628 amino acids. The record is from RefSeq and is a predicted model, not a curated record. The transcript has 6 exons.